This is a messenger RNA of Pseudomassariella vexata, 324 nucleotides long. RefSeq lists its product as uncharacterized. The coding region runs from base 35 to 199 and encodes 54 amino acids. The record is from RefSeq and is a predicted model, not a curated record. The transcript has a single exon. NCBI's taxonomy places the organism in Eukaryota, Fungi, Ascomycota, Sordariomycetes, Amphisphaeriales, Pseudomassariaceae.
AAAAGAGGGAUGUAGCUGUUCACGUUAGCUGGACAUGGUGGGGAACGACUCGACAACUGGGCAGUGGGUUCGAGUAUCGCCAAUGCAGGUACGGGGCGGCAUGAAGUGUUCGGCUGCAUGGUGGAAUUCCAUCGAGAUGGUAACGAUGGCGUGGUGGUCUUGUCGUCGGCGGAAGGGCGAUGGGGAGACUGCCUCCUAAGGUGAACCUUGGGAGCAGGCUAGCAUGUCUAGCGACCUUUAUCCCCUUCGGACAUCUCCCAUCUUCACGUCUGCGCUCUUCAUUGGAUAUUUUACUAUUUUGUACGGCAGACCUGUGUCCUGCUG